AUGGAGCAAGAGGCGAUGGAGCGGGAGAACGGGCGGCUGCGGUCGAAGGUCAUCGAGCUGGAGGGGGAGCUGGAGCUUAUGAGAGAAAUGUCUCGCUCUCGCUCCCUCCUCCCUAAAGACUCUUUGCCUAUCGAGGGCAGUCACCUCGGCGGUAUCAUAAUGACCAAGGAGAGCAAGAUUGUUGUGCUCGACCAACGCAAGCCCAACAAGUAUCGCCAUGUCAAGUCGCGCUUGAUCCCUCCGAGCUCCUUCGGCUCUCUGGACCGAGGAGUUUCUUCUGCUCCUCAUCUCUUCGGGACCCUAGAGGAGAAGUUGGUCAGGGAGCCCAAGUUGUUUCAAACUGCCCUGGCCGAGCUCAGAGACAAGGCCAUGGGUCUCAAGACCGAGAAGCGAACGCCUCGCACGCGACUGCAGGUCAUCCCAGGCCCUCACAGCUACGGCGUGAGCAAGGACGACUUGAAUGUCAAGUAUCCGUUUGCUCUCAAGAAGAUCGUGAGGGAGGGGCUCAGGUACCUGAGGAAUGAGUUCGGCCUGCGGUUUGAGAGCGUGUUUGACUGCUUCGCUUACUUCGAUGCCUCGGGUGACUGGGACGUGAAAGUCAACGACCUUGUCGUGGGGAUUCGCAGGUUGAAGAUUGACCUCCGCCCGAUCGAUGCGGACGAGACGUUGAGGAUGGAUGACUGGAGACAAUCGCUCGAGUCUUCGCGGAUGAAUCGAAAAUCCAUCGUAGAGAGAGCGUACGCAGCUUCAGGCAAGCUCCUUCAAGAGCGAUCGGAGGAGAAACAUCAGAGCUCUACUCUCACCAAGUUUCCUCCUCCCUCCAUCCUCCACAAGCAGAGCAAGGGGUCUCAGGGCAGGCUCGAAGCUGACGAGCUUUCGAGCUCUGGUCCCGAGGACCAGGAUAACAAGGAGACGCGAGGAGGAGGGGAGACGCGAGGCAAGGAAGUGGAGUCGAAGCAGGAGCAAGCAGCUGCGAUCCUGAUCCAGAAGCGAAUCCGGGGGAUGCAGACGAGAGCGAGUCUGAGCGAGAUCCCGGAGGCAGGCAGCCUCAAGCUGCGAUCUUCCUCCCUCCCCCGCGAGCGAUCCCUCCUUCAGGAGCUCGUCCAUCAAGACGCCCCGACGCUUGCAGGGCGCGUGCUGGACCCGCAGGAGCAAGAGAUGCUGGGACAGAUUCAGGAGAGCAGACGGCGAGCGAGCAAGGGGCAGCGCAACCUGAGCUCGAGCGACGGCAACGCUCCUGCAGUGCGAGGAAGGAGACUGGAUGACAAUGUGACGCUGCCGAUGAACGACUUCUCCAUCGCCAAGACGCAGUGGAUCCUGACGCUCUUUGACUACCUUUGUGUGCGGGUUGACGGGCAGGGGAGGAGGACGACAAAGAUCGGAGAGGGGCAGGUGUGCGAGGGAAUCAUCAUCCCUGAUACUGUCAUCUACCGGCAGAACACGAUAGACGCAUGGUACUUCACAGACUCGACGGGCAGGCUGAACAAGAAGCAGCACACUAAAGAGUUCUCAACGUCCAACAUCCUCUCAGUGUUCCUUGCUAAAGAUCGUCUGCAUACUGGCAGCUCCAAAGACACUGCCGGGUUCGAGGGCUCGUUGGCAUCGGACGACAGCAAGGAGCCUGUUGCGUACUUGAUCGAGCUGUCAGAGGAGCAGAAGACAGAAACUUACCGAUGGAUGGAUCGAUCCUCCCUCGAGCUCUUUCUUCGAUCCCAUCACAAACCUCGCUCGGGCAUCCUUCAGAAAUAUGUCCGACCCAACGGCUCGCACAACCACACCAUCCGCGCCCUCUGGACCCCCCACCACCACAAGAUGGAGAAGUGCGCCAACAUCUACGAGUGGAGAAACCAGUCGGUUGCGCUCAGCACCAGGAUGUCAACCUUCGAAGGCCCCGCGCACUUCACGGAGACUACACAGCUGAAUCAGUUCCGGUCCAAGGAAGUUGCCAGGGCUGCGGGCAAGUUGAUCAGCCACGUUAACAGCCUCCUGCCCAGCGGGUGUCACGUCUGGCAGGGAAGCUUCUACUUCAAAGUGAACCCCUGUUCCCAGCUUGUGUUCCUCUGGACUACCGAGCUGCAGGUUCGGAACUCGUUCGAGGUCAAUCCUGGUUUCGUAUCUCGUCCUUACAACCACAUGGACGAGCGACCGGCCGUAUGCUACGAGUCUGAGAUGGACAGGAGGAGGAGAAUCGCUACUGCUCUCGAGUUUCUCGACCAGAAGUCGUUCGAGGCCUUGACGAAACAUGACAGAAAGGCUCUGAAGCAUCUCUAUCAGGAGAAGCUGACCUUUGAGAAGCUUGCGAACCUCCUCCCUGCCUCUCCCCGAGCCUCUCGAGAACAAUCGAUCGACUUUGGCGACGACUCUCAGCCAAGUUCCGUCGCAACCUCAAAGCCUUCCAACCUCCCCAAGCUCAAGCGCAGGCACCUCCGCAAGUUCUUCGGGUCUCUCGAGGGAGGUCAGGAGGGGUCAGGCUGGACGGCCAGGCAGGAGCUCUCGCCCACCAGCCCUCAUUCCGCCAAGGGGUCAGCACGACCCCAGCAGGAGUCCGCAGCUCCCACUUUCGAUCACUUGUCAAGCUCCUUGCACCCUGCCAAGAGCCAAGCGAAGCAGCCGCUGUCACUUGAAUCACUCGCAGCUCGGACGGCUAAGUGGAAGCCUAGCUCGGGGGUCAUAAAUCGCUCGUCCGGUCUCAGCACUCCUCGUCUCGCCGAUCACUCGGACAAGAGAGGAGAGGAACGAGUUGAUCUGUCUCCUCUCUUCCUCUGCCCGCUACCCAGUGCCGUCUGCUUGAAAAAAGCUCAGCCUCUCCCUGCUCGCACACUGAGCGUGACCUACCGUCAAUGUCUCGCGAUCCUCGGACCCCAUGCUGCUCCCGUCCUCGAGUUCAUCCUCUCCGCUGGAGCCGACAAGCGUCUACCUCCUGAGGGCUUCCUCCCCUCGCGCGAGUACAUACGCUACGUCCUGGGUGACAACCAGGACAAGGAGGAGGAGGAGAAGGAGGAGGACGUGAAGCUCAAGUGGAAGACCUCGCAAGACGAUCUGAUCAUGCGGACGCUCCUGCAGGCUCAGCAGAAGAAUCUGAAAGGAAUAUCAAUCUCGGAGAUGAUCAAAGAUGAAGAGUUUCUCAACAGAAAUGUGGAAGUUUGUGAGACAAAAUGA
This is a messenger RNA of Guillardia theta CCMP2712, 3159 nucleotides long. RefSeq lists its product as hypothetical. Bases 1 to 3159 code for a protein of 1052 amino acids. Gene Ontology annotation, molecular function: protein binding. Lineage: Eukaryota; Cryptophyceae; Pyrenomonadales; Geminigeraceae. The transcript has 13 exons. The record is from RefSeq and is a predicted model, not a curated record.